AUGGUUGUGAAUUCUACUUCCGAUAAUACCGCACUUUCAGGAACUGCAAACGAGAAGAAGAAUUGGGCUACAUCCCCUUCUACUAUUUUAAAUCACUUUGCCAUAAGAGGACUUAUCGUUGCAAUCGUAACAUCGACCACUCAUACUCUAGAUGUAUUAAAAGUAAGGCUACAAAUGCAACUUGUUGGUCAGAAAGGUCCUUUGAGUGGAUUGGUUUCAAGUCAGAUGCAUUCAGCUCUUAAAUUAGGGAGCAGUGGAUAUGUGGAUCCUAGUAAUGUAGUGAGGCUAUGUUGCUGCUGUGUGGCUCAUGUUGAUGCUUCAAACAUCACAAUAAUUCUCAGAAAUGAACUUGCGGUUGCUACGGUUAUGGGUAAUUUCUCGCUGAGUUCGCAGUAA
Lathyrus sativus (Indian pea) is the source of this 396-nucleotide messenger RNA. The record is from the annotation of a GenBank genome assembly. NCBI's taxonomy places the organism in Eukaryota, Viridiplantae, Streptophyta, Magnoliopsida, Fabales, Fabaceae.